AUGGAGUUUCCAGAUUUAGGAAAGCAUUGUAAUGCAGAGUUUUGUAACAAGCUAGAUUUUUUGCCAAUAUCCUGUGAUGCUUGUAAGAAAACGUUCUGUACAGAACACUUUUCUUAUAUUGGUCAUAACUGCUUAGAAGGUCAAUUAAAGAGAGAUAAUCAAGUUCCCGUAUGUCCAAUUUGUAUGAAACCUGUGCCUAGUGAAAAAGGCCGUGAGGAUUACGCGGUUAGUUUGCAUAUUGACAAGUUUUGCAAAUCUGAGACAAAAAUUUAUACCAAUGCAUGCUCGUUCAAUAACUGUAAAAAGAAGGAACUAGUUCCGUUUUCAUGUAGCUCGUGUAAACUCAAUUAUUGUCUUAAACAUCGACAUGCGGAUGUUCAUAAAUGUAAAGGAUUUCAUCAACGUGAUAUUUUAGCUAAUGCUGCGACUCGACGAUGUGCUGAUCAAGCUGGUCAUAAUAAGAAUUUACAGGAACAUUUUACAAAGGUCCAAGGAAGCAUGGGUGAGGAUGAAGCCCUAGCGAAAGCAAUUUAUGAAUCUAUGCUGGAGAAUGAGCAAAGUGUGGCAGUUGGCAGCUCUUCAUCAUCUAAUAAUGAUAGAAAUAAGAAUUGUGCGAUUUCAUAA
Molecule: messenger RNA, 624 nt
Organism: Chironomus riparius
Lineage: Eukaryota; Metazoa; Arthropoda; Insecta; Diptera; Chironomidae
Source: the annotation of a GenBank genome assembly